Molecule: messenger RNA, 1915 nt
Organism: Neoarius graeffei (lesser salmon catfish)
Lineage: Eukaryota; Metazoa; Chordata; Actinopteri; Siluriformes; Ariidae
Gene: sh3glb1b
Product: SH3-domain GRB2-like endophilin B1b
Exons: 11
Coding region: 257-1450 (397 amino acids)
Biological process (GO): membrane organization
Cellular component (GO): cytoplasm; membrane
Molecular function (GO): protein binding
Source: RefSeq, a predicted model, not a curated record
CUGCCCGAUAGAGCGGUUCCUGCUUUAUUUGGAUUGCUCGGAGUUAGCGUUAGCGUUACAGUCUGACAUGGACAAACUCGGAUUAACGCGUGACUGUGUCUCAUCACACAACUAAAUCAGUUUACAAUAAUAUUAAUAAUAAUUCAGCGAGUUUUGUUUUUAUUAUUAUGAUAUAAACCGCCAGCUAGCUAAAGUAAAGUGAGUAAUUAGCGGCCCCUGUUAGCAUUGUCCGUGUAUUUACCACAGAACCGACAGCAUGGAUUUCAGUGUGAGGAGGCUGGCAGCGGACGCGGGAACUUUCCUCAGCCGGGCCGUACAGUUCACGGAGGAGAAACUCGGGCAGGCGGAGAGAACCGAGUUAGACGCUCACCUGGAGAACCUGCUGGCAAAAUCCGAGUCGACGAAACACUGGACUGAGAAGAUCAUGAAGCAGACGGAGGUGUUACUGCAGCCCAACCCGAAUGUGAGGAUGGAGGAGUUUCUGUAUGAGAAGCUGGACAGGAAAAUCCCAACACGAGUCAACAACCACGAGCUGCUGGGGGAGUGCAUGAUCGACGCCGGGCACGAGUUCGGACCUGGAACGGCAUACGGCAGUGCUUUGAUUAAAUGUGGCGAGGUGGAGAAGCAGCUCGGCGGCUCGGAGCGAGAGCUCAUCCAGAGCUCAGCCAUUAACUUCCUUACCCCGUUCAGGAACUUUAUCGAUGGGGAUUAUAAGACCAUCUUGAAGGAGCGGAAGCUGCUACAGGUGAAACGCCUCGAUCUGGACGCAGCUAAAACGCGGCUAAAGAAAGCUCGAGUAGCGGACGCUCGCUCUGCGGAUUUUAGCUCCACCCCCUCACCAGGAGAGGAGUACGUGUUUUCUUACAUGCUCUCCUUCUUGCAUGUCAAAUGGCUGAAGUUUUGGGCUCAGGAAAUCCAGCAGGCAGAGACGGAGCUGAGGAUAGCUCAGAGUGAGUUUGAUCGCCAGGCAGAGAUCACCAGGUUACUGCUGGAGGGAAUCAGCAGCACUCACGCUCAUCACCUGAGGUGUCUGAGUGAUUUUGUUGAUGCCCAGGCUGUGUAUUACGCUCAGUGUUAUCAGUACAUGGUUAAUCUACAGAAACAGCUCGGCAGUUUUCCUUCAGCCUUCUCUUCCAGUAAUAAUCAGUCUGCUGCCUCCUCUGCUGGAAUUUCUUUCCCUGCGACCUUGGCCACGACUGUGACCCCGACCCCCACCAUGACCCCGGGUCAGAGUUCACCGAGCCUUAACGAGCUGCGUAAUUCGUGCGGUCCACGCCGAGCGCGCGUGCUGUACGAUUACGAUGCAGCCUGCAGCAGUGAGCUGUCGCUACUCGCUGACGAGGUGAUCACAGUGAGCAGCGAGCCGGGCCUGGAUUCUGAUUGGCUGAUGGGGGAGAGAGGACAUCAAAGGGGCAAAGUACCCAUCACCUACCUGGAGCUGCUCAACUGACAGAGAUAACACUCACACACACGCGCGCACACACUGACCUGCCUGUGUCAUUUCACACUCUGUAUUUGUGCCUUUUUGCUUGUGAGUAGCCAAAAAAAACACUUUAGCAUUUCAUUAAUGUGCCAUAAAAAUAAGUUUUAUACUUAGUGUGCGACUUUAUAACUAAUCCUGAGUGCUAUGAACUGUUAUAAAGCUUUAAUAAACAUAACAGGUGGUUAUGAAGCCAAAUGUAAUAAUUAUUACUGUUUGUUUUGGUCUAAAAGGAGAAUUGAUACGCGUGAGACGUGCAAGAGAGCAUGAUUGUGAUCCUGUUUUUGUUUGUUUGUUUGUUUUUUAAACACACCCUUGUUGACUUUCCCUUGUCCCCUUGGCUGUGUUGUAUUGAAGUUUGUUAGAAUGGAAUGGACACACUGCAGCCUUCAGGAACAGUGUUAAAGCUGUGAAUAUAAAGGAAAAUCAACUCUA